AUGUACACAGACGGCUCUCCCGACAACAGCCUUCAUUCAUUGAUAGCAAAGCUACGCGGAUUUCUAGAUCAAAAACAGGGAGAUGAUGCCGUUUCUAUGCUGUCGGGUAUGACAACGUAUGAGGACGACGAUAAGGAAGUCUGGCGAGAGCUUCGCAGGGAUCUCAUCGGCUCGGGACUUCGAAGUUCCGAUAUUCGCAAAUACUCUCAUGAACUCAAGGAUUAUUUGCACAAUCUGAGGCGAGAGAAAGAUGGAGUGUUAUUUACACCAAGGGAACAAACCUUUCGAACAUACGCUCAACCGGAACCUACAAAUAUACAACCGGAAAACUCCAACUCGCCAGAAGGACUCCCCAGGAUCAAUGAGAAUGCUGAUUGGAGUUAUCAUACCUCCGAGGUCGGUGACCGUUAUAUCCGAAGAGGGCAAAAUGGCCAUGACGAUGAUGCCUGGAGCUCAAUGGCGACGUACGGCCCGGUCAAUGAUUCAUGGAGCUCAGCAGCGACGGUGCGCACACGGGACUGGCUCCAAACACAGGAAUCAAGGUCUCAAGACCCUACCCACAUAAGCGAUAACGCAAAAAACACCAAUAGAGAGCCCCGUCAUCCUCCAAAAUCUCACCCAAAUAGACCAGAUACUAGGAGAUCUCUCCCCAUCCCACCACCGAAAGAAGCACUUAAACCCGAGGGGCCAGCUGAAUACUACAAUUACAACGUUCCUUAUCCCCAGGCCUAUAUGCCGCCUCCUUAUCAGUAUUUUCACUCUCCGCAUCCUCCAGGUCCAUUUCCAUUUCCUCAAUAUCCUCUUCCAAAUCCAUACUAUUCGUUCGGACCUGGUGUCGGGGUUGACUACUACCAACACACACCUAACCCCAACAUUUACCCGGGAGCCCCACCGGAGGGAUAUACGCACGCCAAUGCUUUUCCGGGUGUGAAUACGACGACGCCCGCUUUCCCGAAUAAUACCCCAUUCGUAGAAAGCAUGGUGCCCCCAUUUCCCAACCCCCAAUAUUACCAACCGAGACAGCCCGCUCCCCCGAUAACGGAAUAUCAACAGAGACCACCAAGCUCAACUUCGUUCCCGGGUGAGCAGGUUGGGGAGGGAGGUUUGCCUAUCUGGGAAGAUCCUCAAACUCAGACUCCGCAAACUACGCAGGAGUUAUCACCGGAUGAGACAUUGCUUCCCAAAAAUCAAAGAUUGCAAAUCGAGUGGAAGUCCUUACAAAAAUGGGAAUUACUCGCCACUAUCGAGUUCGAGUCCAGAUUAUGCGUUCUUCCAGAAGGGUGGGUCAGGCGCUCUUAUAGAAACCAUGUAUUCUAUUUGGAUACAUACGCGCAGGGAAAGGAGAAACGAUGUUUCUGGCUUCCGCCGACGGAGGAAGAUGAUUCUGUUUACGAAUUACCCGGAUGGGAAAAGAUAUCCAAUACCUUUGGUCGUAUCUCCUGGCUACACCGAGAUUCCCAGGUGGUGUCAUAUUCAUUCCCUGGAGACUGCAAUCAGUUCAAGUAUACAGCUAGCGGUGAUCUCUAUGUGCAGCAAUACGGUGUGCGAUAUGAGAGUAAAAAUGAUUUCCGUGAUUUGAAACUAAACGAUAUUGGUGUUUCUUGCCAGUUGACACACCAAGUAUGGAAGGCUGGUGGGUCAACACAUCAGGUUUGGAACAACGGUUUAGGAUGUCAGAACCAGAUUUCCGGCAAGAAAGACCCGCGCACAGUCGAUCUCAUGGGAACAGUGCAUGGAAAUUUGUCUUCUAACUACAAAAAGGCAACAGUUGAGGAUGUUCCCGAUGAUUGUGAUCUAACUACAGGUUAG
Penicillium paradoxum is the source of this 1809-nucleotide messenger RNA. RefSeq lists its product as uncharacterized. Lineage: Eukaryota; Fungi; Ascomycota; Eurotiomycetes; Eurotiales; Aspergillaceae. The coding region runs from base 1 to 1809 and encodes 602 amino acids. The transcript has 3 exons. The record is from RefSeq and is a predicted model, not a curated record.